Molecule: messenger RNA, 1740 nt
Organism: Chrysoperla carnea
Lineage: Eukaryota; Metazoa; Arthropoda; Insecta; Neuroptera; Chrysopidae
Exons: 6
Coding region: 1-1740 (579 amino acids)
Cellular component (GO): membrane
Molecular function (GO): ligand-gated monoatomic ion channel activity
Source: RefSeq, a predicted model, not a curated record
AUGUAUAGUUUAGAAAUACUGUUAAAUACAAUUAUUCAAACUUAUUUAAAUCAAUCAUAUUGUCUUGUUUAUGUUUCAAAUAAUGAUUUUAAUUGUAAUUUUAACGUACCGGUAAUUAGAAUAAAAUCAACACCGAGCAAUUCAAAUAAAACGUCGGUGUAUUAUCAUGAAUUUCAAAAACGAAUUGAAAAUUCAUUAGAUAAGGGCUGUGGUUCAUAUAUGGUGUAUAAUUCAAAUUUUCUUGAUUUUCUUCAAUGCUACGAUUUAAGUUCACAACUUACAUUACAGAAAAAAGGAAAUCGACGAUUUAUUUACAUAGUUAAUUAUAUUGAUAUAGAUAUGAAUGUAAUUAAUGAGAUUUUAACAUCAAAAAUAGUGAAAUAUAUACCAGAUUUUAUAAUUAUUUAUCCGAACGAAUUUGUUGCGAGGAAUGCGGAUAACGAGAAUUCGAAUUUAUUUUAUGAUGUACAUAAUGCAUUCCAAGCUGUAAAAUCUUUUAAGAUAGUCACUCGUAAAAUGGAUGAUCCGGAAUUAGUUUUAUUAGAUUAUUGGUUCGCAGAAAAUCAAUUAUUUUUGUACAAUGAAGAUUUAUUUCCUUUUAAAGUUAAGGACUUAUACAAAAUGCCUUUAAUUACAAAUUCAAUGACAACAUAUCCGCCAUACGUAAUAUUGGAAAAAGUCAACACAAUUAUUUAUCCAAAUAAAGAACUUAAAGAAGUAGCAGAUGGUAUUGAAAUUCGAUUAUUUCGUGAAUAUGGUAAACGAUACAAUAUCACGUUAAACAUUACAGUUGAAGAAAAUCUUUGGGGUCAGAUUUAUUAUAACCGUACUGGUACAUUUAUGUAUGGACGUCUUCUAGAAGAUAAAAUUGAUUGCAUGCAUGGUGCAAUGGGUACUUGGCUUAAAAUUUGGAUACUUUUGGAAUUCGCACAGCCACAUGUUGUUAGUAAAAUAGCGUGUAUUGUUCCUAUACCUAAUGAUUUUUCUGAAUCAUUUUACAUUAUGUACGGUCUUACAGUUUUACAACCUUUACCAGAUUCAGUUGCUCAAUAUUCGAAUAAUGCUUUUCGUAAUUUACUUAUAUGGAUAUUAUUGCAAACAUUGAUAAUUUCUACUACGUACACAAGCGGUUUAACAUCGAUUAUGACUCUUCCACAAUAUGAAGAACCAAUUAGAACAACCCAAGAUUUAAUUGAUAGUAAAAUGGAAUGGGGUUCAAAUGAUGAUUCAUGGAUUGAAGCCCUUAUAAUUUCAGAUCAGCCAAAAAUAAUUGAAUUGUUGAAAACAUACCGAGUUUAUACUGACGAAGAAUUAACAACUAAUGUACCUGAAAAAUUUGGAUAUCUUGUAGAAGAAUUAGCUAUUGGUGAGGGUACAGGUAGUUUUACAAUACCAGAAUAUAUAUCCGAGGAAGCACUUCUUAAAUCUCAAACAAUGGAAGAAGAAAUUUAUUGGACAAAUAUUCGGACAUUUUGGCGUAAGAAUUCACCAUUUUUACCAACAUUCAAUGAUUUAACUAUUAAAUGUCGAGAAUCUGGUUUAUUAUUUGCAUUUCAGACUCAGGCUGCAUUGAAAUAUAUGAACGUUUCAAUACAACUACAUUUAAAAGGCCAAGAAAAAGAAAUUAGUGAUGAUCCCGUGGUUUUAACUAUUUACGAUUUAGAAAGUGUUUUUGCAAUUUGGCUCGUUGGAAUUAUAAUAUCAUGUAUCAGUUUUGGUGUUGAAAUAUUGAAAAAAUAA